CAGGGCGGCACCAUCAAACACUCCAUCAACCUCCCCGCACAGACGCUCCACCCCUCGCUCGCGACGGUGUACAACCUGUGCACCUCCUCCCAAAUCCCGCUGGUGAUUUUCUACUGCGGGAGCUCGCGCGGCCGCGGGAGCAGGGCCGCGGGCUGGCUGGCCGAUUACAUCGCAGACGCAAACGAGAAAGCGCGACCGACAGGGCCAGUACUCGAGAGUGUGAUUCUCAAGGGCGGGAUUAAGGGGUGGGUGAAUGGUGGGGAGGAAUAUACGCGGUGGAUGGACGGGUUUGAGGAGGAGGUGUGGAAGAAAGGAGAC
Messenger RNA from Cladophialophora psammophila CBS 110553, 318 nucleotides. RefSeq lists its product as uncharacterized. The record is from RefSeq and is a predicted model, not a curated record. Gene Ontology annotation, cellular component: cytoplasm; nucleus. NCBI's taxonomy places the organism in Eukaryota, Fungi, Ascomycota, Eurotiomycetes, Chaetothyriales, Herpotrichiellaceae. The annotation marks the transcript as partial. Gene Ontology annotation, molecular function: protein tyrosine phosphatase activity. The transcript has a single exon.